Messenger RNA from Stylophora pistillata, 1534 nucleotides. RefSeq names its product leucine-rich repeat-containing protein 57. Gene Ontology annotation, molecular function: protein binding. NCBI's taxonomy places the organism in Eukaryota, Metazoa, Cnidaria, Anthozoa, Scleractinia, Pocilloporidae. Gene Ontology annotation, cellular component: cytoplasm. The record is from RefSeq and is a predicted model, not a curated record.
UCAAAAUAGACGGAAGGGAGGGUUGCAACAAGACUUGCUUGAUAUUUUGACUGUGAAUAGUCGUUGAAAUUUAGCGGAUUUGGCGAAGGAGGCGCCCGAUGAUCGAUACAUUUAUCGAAAAUGGGCAAUUCGCUGUCUCCACAUCUAGAGAGCGCACAGAAGACCGGUGUCUGUUCCCUUUGUGGCAAAGGACUUUCAGAGGUUCCUCCCCAGUUGCUGGGGUUAGGGAGUUCUUUGCGAACACUGGACCUUUCCGAGAACAAAUUAAAGGUUCUACCUGCAGCAUUUGGUGGUUUUACUUCCUUGAAGAGUCUUACUUUAUCAUCAAACAAUAUUGGGGUUCUACCAGCAGAACUCACUCAGCUUAAGAAGCUAGAAGUAUUAAUUAUCAACAAGAACAGCCUCAAAGCCCUCCCCGCAGGACUCUUCACAAGCUUGAGCCACCUUAAAACUCUUUCACUUGCUUCCAAUCAACUUGCAGCAUUCCCAGAGGGCCUUGGUACCUCAAGGCAUUUGGAUGUAGUUGAUUUGUCCAAUAACAAAAUCCGCAGUCUUCCAGAGUCGGUGGGAGAUUUACAAAUUGUAGAACUAAAUAUGAAUAACAACCAAGUGGCAAAACUUCCAGCCAGUCUAGCAAGAUGUCCUAGACUCAAAGUUCUUAGAUUAGAAGAAAAUUGUUUGGCUUUAGAUGCUGUUACUCCUCAACUACUGAAGGAGUCACAAAUUUCUCUACUUGCAGUGGAUGGUAAUUUGUUUGACACAAAACAGUUGCGAGAGACUGAUGGCUAUGACCAGUACAUGGCCAGAUUCACUGCAACUAAAAAGAAGUUCACCUGAUGCUAAGCUGGAUGUUGUGGUCUUGGUCCUCGCAAAAACUUGUUUACAGUGGAUUCCUGUGUCACCUACAUGUAUUUGUGAGUGUGACAAGGACAAUAAAGGGAGAGAGAGAGAGAGAGGGUUGACUCCCCUCUUUACAUAUUGAAGGAUUUAUUAUCCCCUCUAAUAACCUAACAGUCAGUCUAAGACACUAUUGUAAAGAGCCUCCUCUUGGAGAUGCUGUCAGCUGAGCUGCUUGCAUUAUUGAACUUUAAUGAGUGGUUAGUGCUUGAAAUGUCAGCUUUGAAAUGCCUUUUAAAAAUCUCUUAAGCUUGUCCUUCUCAUCCACACAGCCUAUAAAUAGGUACAAGGUAUGCAAUGGAAGACAAGGGUGACUUUGGUUUCAAAACAAAACAGCUAGGCUACUGAAGUCAGUCAACAUUGUUUUAUAUCUCACUGCCCUGUUGAGUUACCUGCACAGUGAACAUUUCACCUCAUAUAUACUGUCUUACAACUACAAAAAUACAGGAUAUUUCAUAAUUUAAACACUGAAGCCAUUAAAGAUGAGUGCAAUAAAUACAGAUUAUAUUUUAUAAUUUUCUGCCAAAAAAAUGCAAGGGAAAAUUACACCAAUUUUAAAUAUGUCAUGAUAAUAUUAUAUAACUUAGUACUUGUGGUUAAACUUGAUAAUAAACGCUAAUUUCUCUUUGCACAAUGA